CUGAGUUUCGCAGGGAGGCGGAUCGCUGCGUCCGAUGAGUCUCCACCGAGCUCACUGCAACCUUCCUCCCCGAGCAACACGAGUCCCGCGGAGGCGGCGGAGAGUCGGCGUUCCUCUCCCGGACAGCUGAGCUGGGGGUGGGCCGGGGGAGCCCGUCGGCCACCGUCACCAUGGAGUGCGCGGCGGACGCGCAGAGCCUGAUCUCCAUGUCCCUGAUGAAGAUCCACAACUCGCGGACGCAGCGCGGCGGCAUCAAGCUGCACAAGAACCUGCUGGUGUCCUACGUGCUGCGCAACGCGCGGCAGGUCUACAUCAAGGAGAAGUACGCGGAGAUCUACCGCAUGCAGCAGUACGAGGAGGUGAUGACGGUCUGCAACGAGAUCCAGGAGCUCGACCCGCUGCAGCUGGACGCGGAGGACGCGGGCGGAGAGGAGCAGGCGCCGCCGGUGCGCGCUGCCUGCUGCGGCGGCGGCGAGGAGGAGUCGGGUCCGUGCGAGCCGGCGUGCGUCCACCGAGGCGCGGCGCUGCACGUCCGGGCAACGAGCACCCUCCUCGGCUGCUCUCCCUUCGAGGACGGCGGCAAAGAGCCGGAGCCAUCCGACUACCGCAGCUGCUGCAUGGAGGCUCCGGCUCCCCCCGCGGCGCACUUCGACCACUUCUCCUCCGCGGCGGACAGCAGCAGCAGCGGCGGCGGACACUGCAACAAGACCACGGUGCUCGACCUGGACACGCAUGUGGUGACCACGGUGGAGAACGGCUACCUGCACCAGGACUGCUGCUGCGGCGCCGCGCAGGGCGCACAGUCCCCGGCCAAGAAGCGGAAGGUGGAGUUCGGCUGCUGCGCGUCCGACGCGGAGGAAGUGUCCGACUUCACGGCGGCGCGCAAGAGGGCGAAGCGGGAGGACAGUUCUCCUCCCUUCUGCAGCCUGGACUACACGGACACUUCCAACAUCUCCAACCUGAUCUCCAUCUUCGGCUCGGGGUUCUCCGGGCUGCUCAGCCGGCAGGCGGACCUGGAGCAGAUCUGUAGCAAGCAGGCCCUGGCCAGUCUGGGCGCGUGGACCCGGGCGAUCGUGGCCUUUUGAAUCCCAACACUUAAUUCCAGGGGGGGUCGGGGGCCGGUUGUCACAUGGUGUCCGUCUAAAGUAGUAAACAGACCCUAACGGGGCACCACCCUCUGCUCCACUGACACUGUGUUCCGGCUCCUGUUCCUGAAUGUUAACAAAGACACGUUCACACAUCUGCAGUGUUUAGGAGACAGAGGUUGUUCCACGGGGACACGUCAGGGAACUUUCAGCAGAUGUUCAGUGGAGAAGCAAACAAGGAACGAAUGAACGUGAAGGAGCUCAUCUGAAACCUUCCAGAAAUGUUCCUUGAACAGGAAAAAACCAGGAAGUUUCUCGGGGGAAGGUUUGAGGGAACAUCUCCCUCAGCGACGUUCUGGAGAACGUUGGUUUAGAGCAGAACGAACAGAGUCGGUGUCCACGUCCAACCAUCAGAUUAAAUCUGAGGUAUUUGUGAAAUAAACAAAUUGGAAUAUCAUCACUGAACUCUGCGAACGUUCCGUCAUCAAUAUGUUGACGUGGAAUUUUUUCUGUCGCGGCCUGUCGUCUUUCACAAAACUGUCAAAAGAAAAAUAUCAGUGUUUCAAACAUAUUCACGAGUUGAAACGGUGACAUGUGACAUGUGGUUGGCUGGGUGACAUCACUCCCACGCUCUCCUCUGAUUGGAGGACAUUGUAGGGCGUUCCGACUGCUCCCGCCACCUCCCCCUUCCCAUUGUGACGUAUAAAUCAACUUUAUUUUUGCAAGAAAAGUAAAAACAAAAAAUCUAUUUAAAAUUUUAGCGAUUUAAUGACAAUAGUUUUUGACAAGAGGAGAGAGUUUGUGCCAUAAUGUGUGUGUGUGUGUGUGUGUGUGUCCGAAGACGUGAAUCCGAUGGGACGGAUCGACUGUCGCUGCCUUAAAUCCGAUGCACACUUACUGCUACAGUAGCUCCUCUCUCACAACUGAAUGUCCCAUGUCCACGUUUUUUAAAAAACAACAAAAUAUAUAUAAAAAGAAGCUUCUCCAGUUUUUUUAAACGGACGUCGCACAUUCUGAGCAGUUUGUCGGUGACUCGGAGGUUCGAGGACUCUCAGAUCAUAUCACCAUGACGAUGAUGAUUAUUUUUUGUCCCGUCUUGUUAAUAUUUUUAUUUUUCUACAUCGUCUCUUAAUCGUGGUUGUUGCUCGAAAGCGUUCGCAGCGAUUCAUCGUAACUCCGCAACACGCCUCCGUUGUUUUGUGAGUUUAACUUUUGUUUCGUGGAAAAAUUCAAAAAAGAAGAUUGAUUUUAUUGAGUCCUUUUGUUUUAAAAAGGCAAAAUGAAACACGUGAUUCAGCCAUAAACUGAGAAUCCAUAUGCGUUAGCUUUAUGAGCACUGUGUGAACCAAAAUACAGAGAGAGAGUAUUCAGCCAUUCUCUACAUAUUCUGUUGAUAUUUCAUGUUUUUGUUUCUGUGUGUUUAAUAAAUUGUAGCUCUCCGGAUAAAACUGUUUUAAGAAAAUAUUUGUAAAAAAUUUAUAAUCUUAAUAAAAAACUGAAAACUUU
Molecule: messenger RNA, 2591 nt
Organism: Scophthalmus maximus (turbot)
Lineage: Eukaryota; Metazoa; Chordata; Actinopteri; Pleuronectiformes; Scophthalmidae
Gene: ier5l
Product: immediate early response 5-like
Exons: 1
Coding region: 171-1085 (304 amino acids)
Source: RefSeq, a predicted model, not a curated record